Molecule: messenger RNA, 2278 nt
Organism: Corythoichthys intestinalis (scribbled pipefish)
Lineage: Eukaryota; Metazoa; Chordata; Actinopteri; Syngnathiformes; Syngnathidae
Gene: midn
Product: midnolin
Exons: 8
Coding region: 300-1997 (565 amino acids)
Cellular component (GO): nucleus
Molecular function (GO): protein binding
Source: RefSeq, a predicted model, not a curated record
AAUUACUUCAUUAUUUUGGAACGUUCUUUCCCAACGUUUUGCGGCAAUAGAAGCCAAGUUGCCUUUCGGGGACGAGACGACCUUUAGACGAACAAUCCCAUUAUUGACAUCACAUCCGAGAAGAGGCUCUUUAAGAGGCGGCUCACCGGCUCCUUGACUUUCUUGAGGCCGACAGAGAGCCACUGCUCCCCGGAUAACGAAUCAGCAACUAACGGAAGUUAUUUUUCAACCACCUUGUGGAUAUUUCCUUUCAUUCAACUUCUUUUUGGGAAUUCUCUAGACUUCGGUUUCUACCUUACAUGCCAAAACUGGGGGAACAAAUAGGACCUUUUACUUCCACGCGAAGCUUCGCGGUUCACGCCACGGUUAUCGGUUAUCGGAUGGACCAGCAUCCUAGCGCCCGGAGCUGCACCAGCCGCGGGGCUUCGUCCUGCGAGGCCGUCCCAGCCGAGCCCUCCAUGAACCUGCACAUCCACUCCACUACCGGCACUCGCUUCGAGCUCUCGCUGCCCCAGGAGGAGACCGUGGACGGGCUGAAGAGGAGGCUCUCGCAGCGACUUAAAGUACCCAAAGAGAGGCUCGCGUUGCUGCAUAAAGAAACACUAAGUUCAGGCAAACUCCAGGAUCUUGGCGUGUCCGAUGGGAGCAAGUUAACACUCGUACCGACCGUCGAAGCAGGAUUAAUGUCUCAAGCGUCAAGACCCGAGCAGUCAGUAAUGCAAGCCUUGGAGAGCUUAACCGAAACUCAGGUCAGCGACUUCCUGUCCGGACGCUCUCCCCUCACUCUGGCACUCCGUGUGGGGGAUCACAUGAUGUUCGUCCAGCUACAGCUGGCAGCACAGCAGUCGGGUGGUCCACAGCUCCAGCACAGGCACCUGAUCACCCGAAGCAAUUCAGAUGCCACGAUGGGACAGCCGACAGGGCAGCCUUGUGGACCUCAACCGCAUUCCCACCUCCACCCUAAUAAUCUACACAAUCCCCAUUUGCCUCAGCCGGGCCCCUCCACAUCCUCUUCCACUAGCACCUCAAUCUUCCCUCUCCCAUCCACACACCACCAGUCUCUGCCCCCGAUGUACCAUCAGUCCCCCUCAUCAGUUCCUCACUGCAGCCCAGCCACCCCUCCACCUCCUGCUCGUUCUCCUCGCACGUCGCAUGUCCCUGGGAGCCUGUUCCGUUCUACUCCCCAUCCCUUGCGGGACCACCACCACUACCAUCAGCCUUCCUCAGGCCAGGCUAGCCACAACAUUGCCCAGGCCAGCCCUGUAGCCCCUGUUUUGUGCCCUGAGGCCAGCUGCAGCACCAACAGCCACAGUAGUGGCAGCAGUUCAUCAGCACGCUCCCGUAAGCCUGGUGCCAUCAUUGAGAGCUUUGUUAACCACGCCCCUGGAGUUUUUUCAGGGACAUUUUCAGGCACUUUACACCCUAACUGCCAGGACAGCAACGGGCGUCCGAGACGAGAUAUUGGUACUAUUCUUCAGAUUCUCAACGAUCUCCUGAGCGCCACACGCCACUACCAGGGCAUGCCACCAUCCCUUACGCAGCUUCGCUACCAAACCCAAUGCAGCACACCCAGCUCACCAUCCCCGUCACCGCCUCCAUCACCACCAGUGGUCGGCACAACUGGACUCUCUGCCAAAGCUACCUCUGUGCCCGCUGGUAACUCCAGCAGCCCUCCACCGACCCUUCAUCCACUGGUGCAGUGCCAGAGUCAGAUCCGCAUGUGCAAGCCCCCUGGCGACAGAGUCCGGCAGACGGAGAACCGCGCAACCCGCUGCAAGGUGGAGCGCCUGCAGCUGCUAAUGCAGCAGAAGCGACUGCGCCGGAAGGCCCGUCGGGACCAGCGCGGCCCCUACCACUGGCUGCCCAACCGCAAGGCGGGCCGCAGCAACAGUAACAGCAGCGUGUCCAGCGACGGCUCCCUGGACCUGGACUUUGACGACUCCGUGUGGAAGCCUGAAGUCAAGGCUGACUUAAAGUCUGAGUUCGUCAUGGCCUGAGAGGCGUUGAGAGUUUAGCCCCCUCCAUGGAGACUUCAAUCCCAACAUCCUUUGCAGCACCAGGACCUUCUCUGAUGCAUGGAUUUGGACUCUUCACGUACGAUCUCACAAGGAAGACGAAACAUUGAAUUUGAGCAUAGCAGAAUUCCGUGGGUGGUGGUGGUAUUUUUGGGGGGGCUGUUUUGUGUGUGCGAGAGAGAAAUAAGGCGCACUCUGGACAGUGACUUUGAGCUCCAAGUGGACUUCCCAACUGGACACAAGCACCAGAUGCCUCAGUGUAA